GUACAUCUGUUCUUGUGAAUCAGAUGGCUUUUGAAGAGCCGUCAAGUGGAAAUGAGGCUCUGGCUAUUGCUAUGAAUGAAAGGCAUUACACAUCGCUUGAGUUCUUAUGCCUCUGCCCUGACCAACCUUACCCUCGAAUGUGUCUCAAACCUGGUACACAUGUUUAUUCCUUUCACAUUAACAAGAUAUUUCUCUUCAUUGUUUUCCUCCAUAUGAUUCUUGAUCUUAAACAUCCUAAAGGAACUGUUUUAACUUAGGAAAUUCAAAAUUUUGACAUUUAAAACUCAACUUACCUUCAUAAUCCUAAGAUUUGCCUAGUUUGAUGGGUUUUAAUUCUAGUUCAAGAUAUUAACUGGCGAAUGUUUUUUCUCGAACUAGAUAGACAGACUUAAUUCGAGUGUGAGUUUUGGUUGUAUCAUAGGCUUGUAAAACAGAAUUUGAGGCAAUAUCAGGAUUCUAUUGCGAUGGUUAGGCUUAAUUUGACAAGCUGUCUUGUGAUGUUCUAUAAUUAUAAUUGUUACAAGUGCUAUGUUGUACUGUAAUAAAAAAAUAUUUUAACA
Molecule: messenger RNA, 560 nt
Organism: Rubroshorea leprosula
Lineage: Eukaryota; Viridiplantae; Streptophyta; Magnoliopsida; Malvales; Dipterocarpaceae
Source: the annotation of a GenBank genome assembly